AUGAUAGCCAAUCGGCACCAAGGAGAGGUGCAGCAGCUCCGUCCCGAGGUGCGGAAUUCCCCCCAGAUGAAGUUUGCCCUCCAGGUCUUCUCAGCCCUCAACAACAACAACUUUGUCCGCUUCUUCAAGCUUCUGCAGGCGGCCCCGUACCUACCUGCCUGUAUCAUGCAUAGUGGCACAGUGGCAGGUUUGGGAAGCUUGUGUGAUGCCUUUAAGUAUAGACACAUCCAGAACUCAAACACUAGCACAGCCCAAUUAAGAUGUAAAUACUUUUACCUGUUCCAGGUCCGUACACAGUCCAUCAAGGUGAUGAACAGAGCCUACUCCAUCACUGGUCGCACCACCCAGUUCCCGGUGUCAGAUUACAUGCGCAUGAUGGGGUUUGAAGAUGAGGAUGAGACUGCCAUCUUUAGCGAGGCGUUUGGCCUGGCCGUGUUGGACGGUGCCGUCGGGUUCAGCCGUACGACCUUCAUCGAGGGGGAGAGUAUUCCCCGGGCCAAACGGCUGGCUGUCGUCGCGAGCAAGAGGACGGUUUCUGUCGGGGAGAUAGUGCAGGGUAGCCCACUCCCUCCCAACACCGUCCACGUGCCAAAGAACAGUUUUGAUGGGUCAGGGUUCUUCAUCGGAGGCAGCCUGCCCGACGUAGGCAUGGACACCCAGCAAGUGAAAGAAGCAGCGGUGCCUGCUGUGGAAGCCUCCACCAAGACAGAGCCCCCACCCCCCUAUACCCAGCCCCCACCGCCCUACACCCAGCCUUCACAGCCCUCUGUUCCAGUAUCACUUCCUGCCCCUGCAAAACCUCCUGCAACCCGCUUCUCCAACGAGGCCAUCAAGGAGGUUGCCCGGGAGCUGUUCCUGGAGGUUAUCCAGGAGUUUUGUCAGAACAUGUCCUCCCACAUGGUGGGUCUGGCCGACAUCAUCAAGGGUUCCGCCCUGUACCUGGAGGACUUCGUGGAGCAGAGCGUCGGCGACAUGGCGCGGGGGGUGGCACAGGAGGUGGUGGCGGAGGAGAGGGCCAGGAUUCUCAGGGAAAGGCUUGCAGCAGAGAGAGCCGAGGAACUGAGACUUUGUCAGGAGAGAACAACAGAAGUAGUAUGCCAGGAGCUGGUGGAGGAACUUCUGGGGGAGGAGGCUGUUUCUCUGGCCACUGCACAAGCCAGGGAGGUUCAUCUGCAACUGAAGAAGGAGUCCAUAGAGAGAUGUACAGUGGACAUCAGCAGGGCUGUGCAGGAGGAGGUAGUAGUAGAGGGAGUGCGGGAUGUAUGUCAGGAGGUGGUGAGGGCAGCUGAAGAGCUGCGGGACCAGCACCUGGUUGAGCUGGAGCAGUGUGUACAGCUGAUGCAAACCGCACGGCUCUGGAAAAGGUGGCGCGCCAGCUAUGCCAUGAGAAAGCGAUUACGCCGCUCCAUGCAGGAGUUCCCCAGCGCCCCCACACAGCGACUCCCCUGGCAGAAAAUCCAAGCCUUCUUCAGGAGGAAGAGACCUGUUGCCAAUCCUAUGAGUCUUGUGAAGAGUUGGGAGGUGACGUCCCUCGCUAUCGACAUGCGGAGACUCCAGGCUAGGGUGAGGAGAGAGCGGGCGUGGGCUCCUCUCGACCUGGCCGCCAUUGUUGGAGAACAGCUGACGAAGACACGAGCAAACCAGUCCAAACCAGCCGUCAGACAACACGCAAAUGUCUACUGGAAACUGGUGUUGUCUUUACCAGAUAUAGAGGAAGAAUCCCCAGCCACUGCCCAGCUGUGUAAAUGGCUACAGACUAAGCUGAAGAAAGGCUCCAUCCCAGACUCCUUAGGGCCCUCCCUGUCUACAGACUCACACAAGCUACAGACCCUGUCCCUGUACACUGCAGAGGCUGGGGUUCCGGGCAAGAAGAUCUGCAUCUGCACUAAGUGCAGGGCGCUCUAA
Branchiostoma floridae (Florida lancelet) is the source of this 1905-nucleotide messenger RNA. RefSeq names its product germinal-center associated nuclear protein-like. Gene Ontology annotation, cellular component: cytoplasm; nucleus; transcription export complex 2. The record is from RefSeq and is a predicted model, not a curated record. The coding region runs from base 1 to 1905 and encodes 634 amino acids. Gene Ontology annotation, biological process: mRNA export from nucleus. The transcript is spliced from 13 exons. Lineage: Eukaryota; Metazoa; Chordata; Leptocardii; Amphioxiformes; Branchiostomatidae.